This is a messenger RNA of Gaeumannomyces tritici R3-111a-1, 901 nucleotides long. RefSeq lists its product as hypothetical. The coding region runs from base 212 to 721 and encodes 169 amino acids. The transcript is spliced from 5 exons. The record is from RefSeq and is a predicted model, not a curated record. Lineage: Eukaryota; Fungi; Ascomycota; Sordariomycetes; Magnaporthales; Magnaporthaceae.
GGCCACUCCACCAUUCAUCGUGCCGUGCUGUGCUUCAUAAGUGCAUUUGAGUCGGCAACGCCAAUGGGUUUCUAACUGUAGCUCCUUGCUAUAAUAUUGCUAUUUGUACACCUGGUUAGCCAGGCCGCAGCAUUUCACUCUUCAAGCUUGCCCAAUUCCCAUUGCCUCCUCGUGUCUUCCAUCCUUGUAAACAGUAAAGAGAAAGACAAAGAUGGAGGCCAUCUCGGCAUACAGCUUUGGCAGCCUUGCCUGGUUGGGGCUGCAGUCGGCCCCACUCCUCCUCUGGCCAUCCUUCAUCAGCGGCAUGCUCAGUCCGGAAUACACUCCUACCAACGCCGCCGAGAUUUACUAUGCCCGCCAACUCGGGCUCGCCCAGCUGUGCGUGGGGUUGUUGACCGUGGUUCUCUCGGGGGCUCUACCCCUAACGUCCGCGGCGGAUGGCCCCGAAGGGUCAAUAUCGCCUUAUGCCGACGCAGUCGUGCUCGUGUCGACGCUCUACCACGCCGCCUCGGCCUUUUACAGCUACCUGCGCUUCAGCUUCAGCGGCGAGACGGGCUUUGCGCUGGGCGUGGUGGGGAGCUCGGCCCUGGCCGCCUUUGGGCUCUGGUGCCUCAUGUUCGCCGGCGACAAGGGGAGGCGGAGCAAGCGCACCGGCGCCGACAAGAGGACGAGCGGCUUCCCCUUCCGGAACGUGGAGGCGGACAAGAGGAAAGGCCGCUAGGGCUGGCGGCGGUCCGUCCUAUUACCAUUCACUCGUCGGGGGGACAGCACAGGAGAUAGGAUAUUGGUACAAUUAUCAACUCAUACCGCUGCUCUAUGAUAAUGAGACGCCGUUUUCCGUCCCGAGGCUGUGGUCAAAUGAUCCCGAACAAGGAUAAGACCAGGGAAGAUAGCAAGAGAG